This is a messenger RNA of Condylura cristata (star-nosed mole), 4810 nucleotides long. RefSeq names its product DDB1 and CUL4 associated factor 17 (gene DCAF17). Gene Ontology annotation, cellular component: Cul4-RING E3 ubiquitin ligase complex. The record is from RefSeq and is a predicted model, not a curated record. NCBI's taxonomy places the organism in Eukaryota, Metazoa, Chordata, Mammalia, Eulipotyphla, Talpidae. The coding region runs from base 238 to 1812 and encodes 524 amino acids. Gene Ontology annotation, biological process: protein ubiquitination. The transcript is spliced from 14 exons.
GCGCCUUACGGGGGCGUCACGCUAUUUUGCAGCCGGGUCCAAAGCGGUGGCGUCUUUCCCUCCCUUCUUUUCCACGCUUACGCGGCGCCCGCCCUAUCCUCUAAGCCGUGCGCCUUCUGUUCUGCUCCCCGUGUUGUUUUUUUCUAGAGGUUCCAAGAUAGUGGCCGUUGUCCCGCGCAAGAGUUAGGGGCGCGCCCCUCUUCGGCACGGCCAACCGGGCACCCGGCCAGCAGCUCCAUGGGCCCAACCCGGAAGCCCAAUGUAUGCCACCAGCUGAGUCGCCGGGCACAGGGCUUCUUCACGCGCGAUGCAGGCGUGGUGCAGAGGACGAACCUGGGCAUCCUGCGCGCCCUUGUCUGCCAGGAAAGUACUAAAUUUAAGAAUGUUUGGACUACUCAUUCCAAGUCACCUAUAGCCUAUGAGAGAGGAAGAAUAUAUUUUGACAAUUAUCGGUGCUGUGUCAGCAGUGUUGCAUCCCAGCCAAGAAAACUUUAUGAAAUGCCAAAAUGUCCCAAGUCAGAAAAAAUUGAGGAUGCUUUAUUAUGGGAAUGCCCAGUGGGGGAAAUGCUGCCCAAUCCAUCAGAUUAUAAGUCCUCACUCAUAGCACUGACUGCUCAUAAUUGGCUACUUCGUAUAUCAACAACAACAGGAGAAAUCCUUGAGAAAAUAUAUCUUGCUUCAUAUUGCAAGUUCAGAUAUUUGAGCUGGGAUACUCCUCAAGAAGUCAUUGCAGUCAAGUCAGCUCAGAACAAAGGCUCAGCUUUGGCCCGGCAGGCGGGCAUUCAACAGCCUGUUUUGCUCUACCUUGCAGUAUUCCAUGUCCUACCUUUUUCACUCAUAGGGAUUUUGGAGAUCAACAAAAAAAUUUUCGGGAACAUUACAGAUGCUACCUUGUCUCAUGGAAUACUGAUUGUGAUGUACAGCUCAGGACUGGUCAGACUCUAUAGCUUCCAAGCCAUCACUGAACAGUUCAUGCAACAGAAACUUGACUUAGGUUGUGCAUGCAGAUGGGGUGGGACUUCUGGAACUGUAGGAGAGGCUCCUUUUGGCAUUCCUUGUAAUAUUAAAAUCACAGACACACCACCACUACUCUUUGAGGUGUCUUCUCUGGAAAAUGCUUUUCAGAUUGGAGGCCAUCCCUGGCACUACAUCAUCACACCUAAUAAGAAGAAACAGAAAGGAGUUUUCCAUAUUUGUGCCCUGAAAGAUAAUUCCUUGGCGAAAAAUGGGAUCCAAGAAAUGGAAUGUUGUUCUCUAGAAUCUGAUUGGAUCUAUUUCCAUCCUGAUGCUUCUGGUAGAAUAAUACAUGUUGGCCCAAAUCAGAUCAAAAUUUUAAAGCUAAAUGAAGUAGAAAAUAAUAGUGCUCAGCAUGAGAUCUCUGAAGAUUUUGUGAUUUUGGCCAAUAGGGACAAAAACAAAUGUGAAAACUUAUUCACUGUUACAUCUUCUGGACGGUUGGUAAAAAAACAAAUCAACCUUCUGGAUGACGACCCAGAACAAGAGACUUUCAAAAUUGUGGAUUAUGAAGAUGAGUUGGAUUUGCUUUCUGUAGUAGCUGUUACUCAAAUAGAUACUGAUGGAAAAGCUCAUCUGGAUUUCCACUGUAAUGAAUAUGGAACUUUACUAAAAAGCAUUCCGCUAGUGGAGUCAUGGGAUGUGACAUAUAGCCAUGAAGUCUACUUUGACAGAGACUUGGUACUACACAUAGAACAGAAACCCAACAGAGUCUUCAGCUGCUAUGUUUACCAGAUGGUAUGCAAUGCUGGUGAAGAAGAAAUACCAAGCAAAAGUUGUAGGAAAAAAAUUCGAUAAUUUAAAAUUUUCAGAUGUGACUUGGGAGACUUUUAGCCACACACCCAAAGAAUGUGUCUGUCUAGUCCUCUUUUUUAUUGUCUGCAUUAUGAGCUCUACAAUAAUUUCCAGAAAAGGUCUUGUGUUGACUUCAGAUAACUGUGACUUCUUUAUUAAACUUGCCAUAUAAGAUGAUGAGGACAUCAUUUUAUGUAAUAGUUUAUUGGAAUGGUAUCCAAAGAAAUCUCGCAUAUUAGAACUUUUAGCUAGGUGGUAAUGCAAAUAUAAAAUCCUGAGAGCAGAAAAGGAAGGGCAGCUUAAUUCCAGGUGCUGGGGAGAGUCAUUAAUGGGCUCUUAAAGAAUUGUAUGGAAUUUUGAUUGAUAAUAAGAGAGAAGAAAAAACUACAAAGAAUACACUAAGAUCCUGUGUAUAAUACUGAGCUUUGCUUAAGAUAAGAAAUGAGAUCUGUAAUGUAAGACAUACUUUUGAGCCAAAAAAAGAAAAACCACCACUUUUUUUUUUUUAAAUCUUAUGGAUGUUUGUAUUUGUUAAUAAUAGCAGAAAUUGGCUGUAGUUCCCUCUGUCUUUUCUUCCAUGGCUUUAUUCUCUUGACUUGGUGUUCCCAUUGCUUAUUUGUGUUUUUAUUAUAGACUAAUGUAAGAUUCCAAGCAUACUUUCAGUUAACGUUUUUUUUCCCAGUAUGUCGCUUUUUUAGCUCUUAACACAUCAUUAGUGUUGUUUUCAUUUCACCAUUAGUUUAUUUGGUGAGUCUUCCAAUUCUGCCUCAGCACCAUUUUCAUGCCUCUGCAAUGAGAUACAGGCAUCCUGGGUUGCACUAGGAUAGAUAAAGACCUAGAAAUUUCUAUUGCGUUGGGAAACAAUUGGAUAAAUAUUUGAGUCUAUCUUAUUUGUGAAAUAAGUUUUUUUCUUUCUUUCUUUCUUAAAGCCAGCCUAAAUAAGAUCAUUGAAUUCAGGUAAUCACUCUUCAGAAUGUUAAAUAAAAGCAGCCUAAGUAAUGGAAGAAAAUGUUUGUGCUUCCUAUUUAAGAAUUCUAAUGUUUGCAAUCCAUAUAUUCAGCACAUUUCUCUGAUUCAGCCUCAAAAGAAUAACUAAAACGAGAGGAAACAACAGUAAAUUCCUGCUGAUUCAGAUUUAAGGUUAAAAUACAAAAUUUUAACUUGAAUUUACAUUUAAAUACUUCAGUUUUUACUUGAUCCCAUGUUAAGAAUAUAUGAAUCCUGUACAGGUAUGCCCUUCAAGUUUGCAAAUAAAUAUCAAUCUUAUUUGGGUCAACAGGACUAAAGAGAAAAAGAUAUUAACUAUUUCAAAAGUCAAAUUUGUAGCAGAACUCAUAAGUUUGAAAGAAAUGAAGGGGAAAAAUCUAAAUUGUAUAUUGCACAAUAGAAACCAAGACUGCUAGCAUUUUAAAACCUGGAAAAAUAUUUAUAUAUGGGUUAAAAAUCUAUCUGAAUCUGGUCCUAUGUACAAUAACUAUUUGAUAAAGAAAUGGUUACCUCAUGAGUAAGAUUAUAAAACUUCAGAUAUUAAAUUCUAAUACUUUUAGAUCUACUAGUUGAAAAUUCAUUCUCAUUUUAUGCUUAUUUAGUAGUAUUACAUAGUGUAAUAUUGGAAGCUUUCAGACCAUUCAGUGGCAAGAUUAUGGCUACAUGAUUGUUAACAAGAUGUUUGAUAAAAAGAUGCCAAAGUAGAUAAAAGAGAGCAAAGAAUGUGGGAAAUUACAGGUAACAGACAUAGCAGGAAACAGUACAGUUUGCUUCCUAAAAAUGUAUGGGUUUCCUAGCUCCCCACAGUAGCAUAUCCUCUUGUCCUAUCCUAACUCCACUCUCUGGAUUGCUUUAGAGACUCCACUAUGGGGCCCACUACCGUAGAGGUGCUAGUGAGAGUAUAAAACAUUAUGUGUUACAUUUCUGAGUUUUUAACACAAGACUAAGCGAAAUAAGGUCACUUCUUAACAGUGGUACCAGAUAUUAAGCUGAUAAUUUUAUGUCUACAUUUCACUACUUGACCUAAAACUGUAUUCUCACAGUAUCAGUGCAACAAGGUUGUGUUUCUUUGAUUUACUAAAACACUUGUAACUCUAAGAGAACACCAAAUUUUGUUAUAGUUACUAUUUAAAACAAAUGAGAAGACAAUAUUGUUGUUUAAACCAAUGAAGGUGCUCUGUAUCCCUCUAUAACUGAAUGUUGUGUUUCUUAUACAACGCUUAUAAGUAAUAGUAUUUAUUUAUUGAGUGUUUUCCAUCUACCAGUCACUGUGAUACAUGUAAAAUCAAUUGUCUCACUUAAACUGAAAAUAACCAUAAAGAGUGUGACUACAGUUAGCUUUCCUUAUUUCACAAGUGAGGAAAGUAAUGUUUACAGAAAUUAAUUUUCUUUAGGUCCCACGUGCAGAGGUGGGAAGCAAUCUCUAAGUUACUUGACACAAACUAUGCCAUAUUUCUUCUAAAGCAAGGCAAAGGACAGUGUCAUUUUUAUCCCGUACAUAACAUACCAACAAUUAUAAUACUAGGUACUUAAGACAAUGAUUUAUAAGUGUUUUUUAAUGAUGUUUGUAUAUCCAAAUUUUGGACAAAGUUUGGAUGAGACACAAUUGGCCUAUUCCCACAAAUAAGACAUAAAAGAUGGCUUUUCAUCCAAUGGUUAAAAGUCAUUUUUAAAAUGUACAAAAAAUGGUACUUGCAGUCCUGUUGUGAUAGCAAUACCAGUGUUAGUAAUUACUCUUAACAUAACUUGACUUCUUUUUCAAUAACUUAUUUUCUUAUCUUUCUUACCAUAUUUUGAUAUAUAAUCUCAAGUACCAGGGAAAAUUCAGGGGUUAAUUUCUAUUCCCUGUGUUCUCUAUCUUAAAAAAUCUAAUUUAAUUCAAAGAAUAUAAGAAUAUAAAACCUACUGAGAGUUUCUCCUUAUCAUUUUAUGAUAAAAACUUUCAAACAUAUAGCAAACUUAACAGAAUUGUAUAUACUUAAAUACAAUGUAUUCUAUAUUUUAUUCUACAUGU